This is a messenger RNA of Haliotis rufescens (red abalone), 12583 nucleotides long. RefSeq names its product neuron navigator 2-like. Gene Ontology annotation, biological process: nervous system development; neurogenesis. The transcript has 31 exons. NCBI's taxonomy places the organism in Eukaryota, Metazoa, Mollusca, Gastropoda, Lepetellida, Haliotidae. Gene Ontology annotation, molecular function: protein binding; ATP binding; ATP hydrolysis activity. The coding region runs from base 1593 to 9191 and encodes 2532 amino acids. The record is from RefSeq and is a predicted model, not a curated record.
GAGGCAGUGGUUGCAACUUGGUGGCAGCAGAGGAAUGGCUGAAUAAACAAACAUGUGUAGUGGAGUAAGGUAGUAGCAGUGUGUUCCGAGUGAUUGGAAAGUGUACGUCUGCUUCCAACUGGAGGUCCGUCUGUCAGUGGGUCGGGACAGUGCUGAGACCGGGAUAUGCUGGAAUGGAUCAGUAUACAAACAUGUGUAACAGUGUAUUCGGCUUGUGUGUAGAUUGAUUGGAACUGUAUACCUUUCGGCAUACGACUGCGGAGAUAACCCGUCCUGAGAAUAGGAGCAGGUUUUUACAAUAGAAGAUCAAGUGAUGGAUUUUAGUGGGAUGCCUUCAGGAUUCGUUUAAAGGAUGGAUGAUUAUUGUGUGGAAUGCUAUCAUUGUGGAUGGUGACAGUGUUAUGCAACAGCUGUUAUUUACCCGGUUGGAUCAUGAUGACAUAAAUGUAGGUAUCACAAUAUUUGGAUGGAAGAGAGAUAUAUUUAUACCAAAUCUAAAUGUGUUUAUAAAAUAAUUGAUUAAAUAGAAAAUCUAUUUUAUCAGAAGACUCAUUCACAAAAAAUAACAAAACUGUAUAUAUAUUCAUGGGAUAUUAUAGAAUAUUCAUGUCUGCAUCGCUUUCAGGAUUGUUAUGUAGUCAUUUUGGCGACAAUUUCAUGGGAUUUGUUAAGAGCCUUUGUACAAUACUGACAUGUCACCAGUUGAUUUGAAGAUACAGCUCCAGGCUGAAUCAAAUGAAAUGGAUCUGGCAAGUGACAUAUGAACUUCUGAUACGAAAUAUGUGACAUGCUGUCAGGCAUGUGUUUCAUGUGAUCCAUUCCUUGAUAUUUAUGCCAAAAUCAAAUGUAUUACACCAUCUGCUCAGUGCGGUUCUAGGGUAUAUUUCUCCACCAGACCUGGAUUGUUUGUCAAUGGAUUACAUAGUCAGCGAUGCCAAUUUCCAGAUCAGCCUUGUCGGUUAGACAAACACAUGUUGGAUUCCUCAAAAUAGGCACCAUUGGUGAUUGGAAAGGUGCUCUGUGUUUAAUAGAUGGUCUGUGAGUUAAUGAACGAUACAUGUACAAAUGAAAUGAAUGUUUUAUUGAAUAAGCACAUGGAACCGUUUUACCAGGAAUUAUCAGACAGGUUACACUUUGGCGCUGAUGGAGUCAUUUCAGAACUGAGUCUUAAGCAAGUGGUUGGGUUGUUGAAUAUUCUGAAAUGGUAAACAACUGCAUGGUAUCCAGUCAACCCUACUUCAAUCUCUGAUGAGCGAUCCCUUCAUAUUGAUGUGUCUACUGACAUUUGUUAUGCUAGGCAAUCCUUUCGUAUUACCAGGAUGUUGUUUGCAAUAAUAUAUGUAUAUAUGGACGGGAACUGGCUAGUGGCUAAUUGGCCAGUGGAGCACUUCUUUUGACCGGAGAGUUAUUGGAAUCACUUCUCAAUGGAUACAAGCCACGCUUCAAGGAUGUGAGAAGUGGAUGGUGAUUUCAGAACGUAUUAUGGAAGAAGAGAUUAUGUUAUCGGAUGAUGGAUUCAGGAUUGGAUUUGUACCAGAGUUUUUUCGGGCUCGUGGAUUAGGAUAGGAUUUGGAUACGGAUAAUCUAUAGUCAUGGCAACAGGUACUGUGGCCCCACCAAGGAUGACACGGAUACCUGUCCCGGCAAGCAAGCAGGGUCAUGGGUCAUCAUCGUCUUUUAUUCAGUCCAAGAAUAGACUUAUGAUCUAUACAGAUUGGGCCAACCAUUAUUUGGAGAAGGCUCGCAAUAAACGGUUUAUUGCCGAUCUGCAGCAAGACAUCACGGAUGGGGUGUUGCUGGCAGAUGUCAUUGAGGCAGUCACCAAUGAAAAGAUCAAAGACAUUAAGACAAAACCAAAGAAUUCUGCUCAAAUGGUGGAAAAUAUCAAUACGUGUUUGACGUUUUUGGCCAGUCUGGGUGUAAGUGUUGAUGGACUUAGCGCUAAAGAUAUCAAAGAUGGCAACCUCAAGGCAAUUCUAGGUUUGUUCUUCAGCUUGUCGAGGUUCAAACAGCAACAGAAGACACAGCAACAAACGACGAAGCCUCCAGAACAGGCAAAGGAUCCGCCAUCCACACCGCAGCUCUCACAUCCGGGCAUCGCCGUCGUUGACGGAGCCCCAAACUCCGGAGGGAGGACAACACCUCAGGUUAAUGGAGGGGAGAUGCUAUCAAGGCUUCCAUCACCUUUUAAGCAUAGCAACAAGAACCCAGCCUCUAUAAGUAACCUUUCUACCUCUAAAGACAGCUCCAACAGCAACUCAAACCUCAACCAGUCUCGUGGGAAGCCCACACUCCACGGGGCAAACUCCACGUCGAACGAUAAAGUGCGGUCACAUCUGAAUCAACAGAAUAAUAAUAAUAAUUUGCAAGGUUCCAAUUUGGUGAGUCCGAAGAAUAACAAUAACAACUCGGUUUCCCAUCGAGCUACUUCGCCAAGUAGUGCAUCACAAUCUGGUAUUCCUACACCAGGUGGGCGGUCCUUGGGACGACCCACGCCGACUGCAGAGAAGCAGUCCAAUAGGACGAGUGCUAGCUCUACUAGUUCCACUUCUUCAACAAAGAGCAAUCCUUCGAAACCUAGUGGAAAUAACAAGAACUCUAUGUUGGACAAAUUUAAAUUUUUCAAUUCUAAAGAGAAAGAGAAAGGAAAAAGUGGCGUUGUAAAAAGUGCUUCCAAAACUAGUAACACUAGUACGACAAGUACGAGUUCACGGAGUGACACAGAUUCUAAGACAUCAUCAUACAGUGCGCGGAGCUCGAGCUCCACAGAUGCAGGAGCUAGUAGCAGUACAACAAAUGGCUCAAGCAGCCCUAAACUCCCGGCAAAGACCGGGAAAAAGUCCUUGGCUCGUGCAUUUAGCACGAAACGUGAUAAUGCUAAUACUCUAGCCCCUGAUAGUAAUAUAAAUGUAGGCAAACGUAACACACCCUCACCUUCGUCACAAAAUCGGACUCCUUCCCCCAAUCCCUCGGCACGAAAUUCGCCAGUUCCUGUUCGGAAAACAGAGGGUAAGGGUGUUAAGUCAGAAAAGGGGCCUCCCAAGGAGUGUCAGCCCAGCCCACCUACUUCAAAAAAGGGGACAAAAAUUGGCAGCUUAAUUCCAAAGUCUUCAUCCUCCCAAUCAGGAAAGUCCUCAAAGUCAUCAGGGUCAUCACAAAUUCCUGCUCCAAGUUCGGGCAUUCCAAAGUCUGCCUCAGGGAAAUCCUCCAAAUCAAGUAAAGAGGACCGCAAGAAUGGUUCCUCCUCUUCAUCACAACAUAGCAAGUCCCUCUAUGCCAGCCUCCCCGGAAUGAAUGCUCAUAAGACUCUAUCUUCCGGUUCACCAAAGGUCCAGAGUCCAGCAUCCACUCCUGAGGGUUGCUACCCUAGCCUGUCAAGCAUCCCCAUCAGUCAGAUGAGUCUCAGUCAGAUGCAACAGCGGCAACAGCAGAUGGAGAACCUGGACCAGCAACAGCUGCAGCAACAGCAAAUUCUGAUGCAGAGGGAGCACCAUCCAAGGGUGAAUCUUCAGGAACAGCAAAUCCGUCAGGAACAGAUACGACAGGAACAGAUUCGACAGGAGCAUAUACGACAGGAGAACGAGAGAUAUGAUCUCAUGAGGCAGGAACAGAUUAGGAAGAAUGAACAGAGUCGGACAACGGAGCACAGCUCUCCCUGUAUUACAGUUCCAAGAGCAACAGCUCACGUGAUGGCCGAGAUUACCAUACCACCCAAGUCCAGUCAUGGUAGUCAGAUGGGUCAUCUGUCGACCUUCAAGGGCGGGGACAGGUCACCAAGGAGUCAGAUGGUAAGUCCAAGUCCUAGUGGGUCAGUGACCUUGACCCAGACUGUCAAUGUCGUCAAACCCACAUGUGCCAUGGCACCAACCACAAGGUCAGUGACAAAGGCAGAUGGGAAUACGCAAACGAAUUUGUCUGUGUUGCAAAGGACGAUAACGCCAACCAAGUAUCUGACUGAAGCCAUGAAGGAGAACAGUAGUAAUAGCAUCCAUUCUUCAACUUCAUCACAAGUGGGAACUCCUGAGCAGGUGUCGAGUGAUUCUACACCUUCCAGUCAAAGUGGACACUCGUCUUGUGAUAGCAUAGUCAUGAAAUCACCUGCCUCGGAACUCCUAGCCGCACAUGACCGUGCAACUACAAACUCUCCCAAACUUGGAGUGAAAAUGCUGAACUCGCAUCUCGGCAAGCCCGCAAAUAAUAUCGCAGUCGUACAGCCUCGGCAUGGUGAAAAGGUUGAAACAACUUUUGACACUGAAGUGCGAACUGAAACUAUUAAUAAGAAUUCUCUAGGAAAGGAAACUACUUUUUCCGAAAAAGAAACCACAUUUGUUGAUGAUGCUGGUGAGACAAUGGACAUCAAACCAAUGCCACCUAUAAUGCGUGCAUUGCCUUAUGGGUAUUUCCGUGGUUACUCGGGCUACUCAGGACUGUCUUCCAGCCGUAACUUCCACAUCCCAGGGAUUUCAGUGCCCCAGACAACCAUGUACGCAGCAAGUACGCCCAGUAGGCUUGGGGUCAAUCGGCCCCUAUUUGAUCACGGAAAAUACUACUCGGGGCAAAUCAAGAGGACUAAUUCUAACUGUCCCAGUGUGUCGGACACAGACUAUGGAUCUGAUAUCGACACCUACGACUAUGUCUCAGGAUAUAUGUCUGAUGGCGAUAUACUGAAGAGCAACCGAGGAGAAGAAUGGGCGAGUGGGUACCUGAGUGAGGGCGGAGCCUCUCUCUAUGCACGGCGUCUGCAACAGCGUUUCCGCGAAGGGAUGCAGGCAGUUCGGGAGUGUAUGCAGAAGAGUAGUGGACUCGUAGACGAUGACAGCUUUGAUGACAGCAGCUCGAUCAGCAGUGGUGACAUCAGCGACACCAUUGCAGAGAUCAGCACUGACGAGAACCUGACAGGUUCUUCACAAGGGGCACUGUCGGACACAAACCCCUACAGCAGCUUGAAGAGAACCCCUAAGGAUCUCACCCGUGGCUUCUCAAAUGGAGGGGGAACGUCACAAGUGCAAGGCAAGAGGGUUCCGAAUUUGGGAACAAGUGCUUUUAUGGGAAGUGAUUAUAACAGUGAUUCCGGGCAUAUAGGCUGGAGGAAAUACUCUCUGCCCCAGAACAGCAAACUCUUGAGUAGCGACCCCAGUGAUUACGCAUACCCCUACAGCAAUGGGUAUGAUCACAGCCAGUGGCGCCGAACAGACUCAUCGUCCGGGUAUGGUUCGUUGAGGAAAUUAUCCAACGCCAGCCAGCCUGAAUUUGGUUACCGAGGGGAACAUGUAUCGUACGCUGAAAGUGAAAAGGGGACCUGUUCAACGAGUCCUUCAACUAAACGUGACUGUGAAACUAACACGGAUAAUUCGCACUUGCUAGAAACAAGCAUGAAACGAAUGCAGAAUGCAAGGGGAGCUAACUGUGGCUCAGGGGGCAGUAGCAGUAGCUUUGGUUACCGCAGACCGCUAAGUAACGCUAGUAACUCCUCUAUCGGUAGUAACAAGAGCUCGAGUUCUAAAGGCUCAGCAACUGUAGGUAGUCGACUGGCUAAGCAUGGUGUGGAUGCAAACCCCAUGUCAAAAUCAGCCAAUGAAAUGCCGGCAAGUAAUAUUCCCCGGCCCGGAAGUGCGUCUGCUAGAACGAACAUGAAAGACAGUGACUUGGGCCCCGAAGGUUACUGUAGCAACACCCUCGAGAGGGAGAGGAAAAAGAAAAAUGGUAUAAGUGCAAGUAAAUCGACAAGUUCGGCCCAAACCGAACGAGACUUCCAAUCGAAUACGCUUGGACGACGACGGUUGUUCGGCAGCAAAAACAGCCUGAGUAAGACACCUCAAGGUGAAAAUGGCAGUCUCUGCAAUAGCACAAUCAUAUCUAACCCUCAUGCUACAUACAGCAGUAAAUCAGAGUCUUCUUCUCCGUCUCAUGGUGGCAAAAAUACAAGCCAUUACGUUAACCUUCAGCAGCUUCAAGCCGCAGCCGCUCAGCAGAACGCGCUGCAGGCAAACCCCAACUAUAUAGCCUUGGAAUACUCUAGCCCUCGCAACUCCGGUUCUAACGGUACUUGGUUAAAAUCUGCAAAUGGUCACUUAAUGCACGUUUCUGACACGGAAGAAUCUCUGUCUUCUGCCGCUUCCAGUAUUCAAGCACAAAUUCAGCAAGCACGUGCUUUAAGCGGUGCAAGUGCACGUAUUCUCGCACACCAACGUGACUCUGUGCAUGGGGGUGGAGUCGGUGGCGGGGGAGGGGGUGGGGGUGGCCUCCGCCGCUCCAACAGCAUCAAGUCCACCCAGUCUGACUGUGUAUAUUCCAGUAGCACCAAACACUCUGCUUGCGACGAUCUUCCUCGCACCAACUCUUUCUCUCAACUGCCGAGUCCGAGCUCGCAACAACCAUCUUCGCCCACUCCUAGUUCUGCCUCCCAAUCCUCUCGCUUUACAUAUCCCAUGAUGUACUCCCCCAACAUGCUUAGUUCCAACAACGCACAGCACAACAUGGUGCGAUCAAGUACCCAGUCCAGUCUUCCGUACUCGGGGCUUGCUUUGUCCAAAUUGAGCAAACAAGACGAGGAGGGAAGUCGUCUGUCAAAAUCUUCAACUUUGGAUUAUGCAUAUCUGAGUGAUUAUGCAUAUUCAAGCGUCCAUGGCUCCAAUUUGUCUCUUGUGUCUACAUCGUCAUCAGUGUAUUCAUCGGCUGAAGAAAAACAACAAGCAGAGGUUCGCAAAUUGCAACGAGAACUUGUAUCCGCACAGGAUAAAGUGCUUACACUACAAACGCAACUCAACACAAAUAGAGCUGAUACAAUAUUCUACAAAAAUCAGGCCCAUGUGGUGGCAGCCUUUGAGCAGAGCCUGUCGAACAUGACAUCACGUCUCCAGAUGUUAACAUCAACUGCUGAACAAAAGGUGGUGCGGCCUUCUCAGGAAAAUAUUCAGGAUUCUGAGUUGAAUGAGUUGCGACAGACAAUCGAGGCUCUCAAAAGACAAAGUGGGCUCAGUAUUCAGGAAAGCCUCGUCAGUCCAAAUGUUGGGCGUCGACACACCUCACCUGGUAUGGGUCCUAAAGACAUUCAUGGUGAAGGUGGCCGUAUCGUUCGUCAGAUGUCCUCGGACAGCAUGUCUAGCAUCAACAGUUUAUCCAGUGCUUGCAGUGUCGCCAGUCAACAGUCCGCCGCCACUGAUGGUGACAUCGGCAAAAACUCCAAGAAAAAUAAAAAGAAGGGAUGGCUAAGAAGUUCAUUUAGUAAAGCGUUCUCCAGAAAGAAGAACAAGCACGGUUCCAUAUCGGAUGUGGAGCCUGAUACUGCAAGUCUUCGCUCCAACGCUUCCGCACCAAAUUCUCCACUCCUGCAGAUGACGCAUGUUCCUAAUGGUUCUGGAGUCAUGAAGGGUUCACACAGCUCAGGAGCACUGUGUGAAACAGAGGAUCAUGCAUCUGUAAAUGAAUUAAAGAAUCUGUUAAGAGAAAAAGACAUGAAAUUGACAGACAUCCGACUGGAAGCCCUGUCUUCAGCACAUCAGCUGGAACAACUCAGAGAGACAAUGAACAAAAUGAAGAGCGAAAUGGGACAUUUGAAAGCUGACAACGACCGACUUCAGCGCCUAGCUACCUCCUCCCGAACACUCAAUAUAUCCCAGAGUUCCCUCGCUCACACCCGUGCCAGUAACGACUCUCUGGACCGGUCUCUCAGCCUCACCGAUCAGAGUAGUCUAGACAUGCUAUUGGCUGAGACAGCAGCAAAUGACAGAGAGGGGAAACGAGUGACGAUCACAGUAUAUCUGGGCUCGAACCCAGACCCAACCCGGAUGGGCAUUGAGAGGCCAGCAGAGGUGCUGAUUGGGUCACUGUCUGUCAGUGGCAAGACCAAAUGGGACAUCCUUGAUAAUAUUGUCAGGAAAAUAUUUAAGGAAUACGUGUUACGAGUGGAUCCGGUCACCAACCUAGGUCUGAGUGCAGAGAGCGUCUUCUCCUACCAUAUUGGCGACAUCACUCGGACCAAAGAUGCUGAUCUACCUGAGCUCCUGCCUGUGGGAUACCUGGUCGGGGAAACAAUGCAGAUCAGCAUCUGUCUUAAAGGUACAAAGCAGAUCAGUGUGGACUCCCUUGCCUUUGAGUCAAUGAUCCCCAAGACGAUCAUCCAGCGAUACGUCUCCCUCCUCAUUGAACACCGGAGGAUAAUCCUGUGUGGCCCAAGCGGGACAGGGAAAACUUACCUGGCUCAGAAACUGGCUGAGCAUUUGGUGCUGAGAUCUGGACGGGAACUGACCGCUGGAUCAGUGGCUACAUUCAAUGUUGACCACAAGUCUUCGAAGGACCUUCGCCAGUACUUGUCAAAUAUUGCGGAACAGUGUGAGAACACGAACGUGAAUGAACUGCCGACUGUCAUCAUUCUGGAUAACCUGCACCAUGUGGGCUCCUUGGGCGAGGUCUUCAACGGCUUCCUCAGUGUCAAGUACCAGAAAUGCCCCUACAUCAUUGGGACGAUGAACCAGGCAACAAAUGCUGCCACAAACCUCCAGCUUCACCACAACUUCAGGUGGGUAUUGUGUGCCAACCACAUGGAACCGGUGAAGGGGUUCCUGGGGCGUUACCUGCGCCGAAAGCUGGUUGAGGCCGAGGUCAGGACAGGGAUGAGGAACAAUGACCUCAACAAGAUUAUCGACUGGGUGCCAAAGGUGUGGGCCCACAUCAACAAGUUCCUGGAGACGCACAGCUCUUCUGACGUCACCAUUGGUCCACGGCUGUUCCUGUCCUGUCCGAUGGACAUCUCUGGGUCCCAGGUGUGGUUCACGGAUCUGUGGAACUACUCGCUAGUGCCCUACAUGCUGGAGGCCGUCCGGGAGGGACUACAGGUGUAUGGGAAGAGGGCCCCCUGGGAGGAUCCUACAGAUUGGGUGAUAGAGUCCUACCCUUGGAGCGGCGGCAGCAACAACGACAAGGAUAAGUCAUUGCUGCGGAUACGACCAGAAGAUGUUGGCUAUGAUUCCCAGACAGCGCAGGUCUCUGUGAGCGGGAACAAGUCGAAAACAAAGACAGCCGGCAACACUUCAGAAGGGGAUCCAGGGGACCCUCUGGUUAAUAUGUUGAUGAGGCUGCAAGAGGCUGCCAGCUACUCCAGCCCACAGAGUAACGACAGCGACUCCACCAGCCUCGACAGUCACAGCAGUAUACAGGAGUUCUCCAGCUCUAGUGUUGAGUCAACGCUUUGAGUUAUCUCCCUUUGACGAGAAGAUUUCAAGCAAAUACUGUACAGAUUUGGAAUUUCUUGCUUGGAAAGAUGUGUGUGAGACAUUGACUCAGAGUUAUCUCCCCUGAUGACCAUUUAUAUGUGAACCAGCAUUUGUAUAUUGGUGUCUUUACCAUGGAUCAGUUCAAGGGGUACUUGACGGCUUUUGAAUUCAAAGGCUGAAGUUGUGCUUAAAGGAACAUUAUCCUUUAUGACGCAUAGCAAUAUAUAGAAACGCCCUUGGGUUCACCUUCUGCCAAAAGGUAUCAGUUCAUGUGCCAUAAGAAUGUUCAUUUUAAUACCCUUACAUUGAGUUCAUUGUGACAGAUCUGAUUAAUGAACCCUUUAAAUGAACCACAAGAUUCAUUUAGCACUCAGACUUUCAAUAAGAUUGAAAGAAUUACAGCACGUGUGAAACGGAGUUACUUCACAAUCUAGAUCACAUUCUCACUAGAACAACUCUUCAACACCAGGAACUAUGCAAGUUGAGGCACUGAUGCCAAUGUACCGAUUUUAUAACCAUUUUAGAAGUGUCAUGACAACCUUGAGGACGUGUAUGUCAGUUAUAAGUGUUCUUGACAUGCCUGUCUCCUGCUUUUACUGGAUGCUUAUCAUGCAUAGUGUGCAUUGGCUGACGAAGAUGGAUGUCGAAUUGACAUCUUAUGCAUUUUGAUUUGUGCCUUCAAAGAAGAAAGUGCUUAACUGUGUGAACCAACGCUCCAAGAACUCGGAAACGUAACAGUGCUAGUUUAGAGUUUUACGACUUCGUGAAAUUGAUCCGAAAUUCUGUGACAAGACACCAAGUUUUGCUUUAUGCCUGAAAUAUACAAUAGUGGAAUACAGUGCUAUUACUGUCAUGGAUUGUGUCAAGUUUAUUUGACAGUUUGUUGAUAUGGUUGAAUUGAUUCUGCGGAUGGUAUUGUACUAUUGGAAGAAUACCAACUACAUAAUGGGAGGUUCAGUGAUUAGUUCAUGUUGAUUUCAAGAUGACUGAUGCUGACUGCGAAAUAUACAAGAAACAGCUGAUGUAUUUACCUCCUCCUCUUUAUGUUUGCUCAUCCUGAAAUGGACACCCGCACAUGCAUUUUGAUGCAUGUGUAUGAUGAGACUUCCAAAGUGCCAAGCUGAUAAUAAUGAUAAUACCAUGUGUUGCUCUUUGGUGUAUUAUACAGAUGUACAUUGCCUGUAUGUGACAUGUUUUGUAGGCGUAACCCGUUUGUAGCCGUCAUGGUCUGAUUGUAUAAUUUUGUAAUUUGCACAUUAAUUGCGUGAUGACAUUGUGUUUGCUGUGACUAGGGUGUUAUUGUAUGAUUUGACUUCCAUAGCUUGAAACUGACAUACGUACAUUUCAAUCAAUCACUCAUCUCCAAAUCAUUUUUACAAGAAUCUUCUCAUAUCAAAAUGUAUGUCAAUUAAUUUGCUGAGUAAUAAUUUGUAUCUUCGGCAAAAAAUCAAAGUUUAAGUACUCUGUUUGUAAAGAAAUCAAGUUGUAUGUCAAUUUCAAGCAUGGCGCGAGAAGGCUUCAUUCAGGGUUGUGAGAGAAGGCUAGUAGCAGAGUAAGCAGGUUUUCUGAUUUACAAGGCUGUGGCUGAGUGCUAUAGGCAUCCAAAGCUAGAGUUACCUCCCUUUGCUUAAUGCAUGGCGAUCCUUGAAUCAUAUUGAUGUGCCAAAUGUUGAUUUCAUAUCAUUUCACAACCAUUUUAUUAUUUAUUUUUUUAACAGUUUCAUUUUAUUUAGCUUUAGUUGUAAAAUCAAAAGAAAGGUCAAACUUAAAUGAAGAAUUAGUGAAUAUACUCAAAAUAUUUCAAUGAUUUUUAUUUCAGUGAAUUGCUAUGGAAAUAAUUAAGAUUAUCAAAUGAAUCGGAAACAUAUCCCAUUAACUCUGGCAAGUAGUAUUUAUAUUAAAAAGAGGGAUUAUUCCUAUUUUUUAUAGCUGUUCUUUCUAAAACUUCUUAUUUCAUUAAACCUGACCUUUUCUUGUGAUUUUACAACUUGUUAUUUUACGCCCUCUUGUAUUUUCGGCUUCUUAUGGUGAGGAAGCUUAGUCUUGUUUUCGGGCUGCUUGAUGGUUGCUAGCAAUCAACGUCUGUUAUAUUAACAGUGUGCGUCACAUUAACAUCAGGUAUAUAGACAAGUUGCAGGUUUGACAACUAACAUCUUCAAUAAUGCAUGUACUGUUACUGCCAUCGAUGAUAUUAUGGGAUGCAAGAAGUGUCGUCAUCAUCAAUGUACAAUUUUCAAUUAUGGGCAUGACAAUUAAGACCUUACACCCAUUUGUAUACAAGCAUUUCUUAAUAUACAGACACCAAGCAGACUUGAUGAAGGGGGAUAUAAAAUAACCAACUUUAACCAAAAUUUAUAUUGUUGACAUAUUUUUGAUAGAUAUAAAUUGAUUUAGAUAGCUGAUUUACAUUUUGGCACAAGCUAACCAACUAGCUUUAACUAAUCCAGCUUAAUCCUUCACUUAUGUGCAGUGUAUAUUGGGAUUAGAUUAUAUAAGAUAUUUAUUGUUUACAUGUAUUUAUUCUUGUUUUGUACCAUUGUUGAAGAAAUUGUUGCUCCAUUGAACUGAUACUAAGAUAUAUCGAUAUAUAUUCCCUCCAGUGCAGUUGAUAUUGUUGGAAGUGGAAUAAUAUUUUAUUGAUACUAACAAUAAAAUUUGGGGUUUAAAUAUGUUUAGCAUUAACUAAGUAGAUUGAUCUUUUUUAAUUGCAACAGAUUUUUGAAAAAUAUUAUAAAGAUACUUAAUAAAUUAUGGAAUAUUGAACCAUUUUAAUUUUAAUAAGUAAAAAAAAAUUCUGUUUAUUUUAGAAUUUUGAAUGUGUUAUGUUUUAAUAUUUCAACCAGAUUUAACUAUGAGAACAAAUAUACUUAGAUACAGAUUUACUGAUCAUUCAUUUGGAGGAAAUUGUUAUAACAUUAAACGUAAUGAGACAUUGUCCUUGAAUGACAUCAGCUUGUUAUUAUCUCUCACGCAUGUCAGUGUUGUAACCUAUCAUACAAUGUGCAAAGCUUUGCAGUGUCGUCAAUAGCAACAUAAUUUAUAACCAAUGCACAGUGUUACAUGGAUGGAAUCAACAUCCAGGCGUAUAUUUCUAGUCAGACCCUUGUUGUCUAUGUACAGAAUGUAAAUGAUAUCUCAUCUAAGUUAUAUACCGAUCAUCAUGGCGUCGUACGAUGUCACCACACAUGUAAAUACAUUAGGGUCAUCAUGUGUUCAAGCAUGUACAUCUAUUGGUGGAUUCUUGGAUGGCCGAGAGAAACUGCUGGGAGAAAAACUCUUGAAAAUUGUCAUUAGAUGAGAAGUUUUCCUCUUUGAAAACUUUAGAAUUGCGAUGUCUAAUGGUUGAAUAAAGUUUUCUAUUCUAUACAUCA